GUUUCUACAUCAUUCUAGCAUGCACUAAAGCCCAGCUCAAUAAGUUGGCGAUAUGUGGUUCCACUCCCUUCGUCUCCCGCUACCAUUCCCCUAUCCUCCCCGCCCGCCUCCUGCCACCCCUCGUCUCCUCCGUACCACUUCCUCCGCCAUGCAUUCCCUUCCCACUUCAGCUCACGGUCAAACCCACGAGCACCAGGCCAAGCUCGAUCCCCUAAAUCAGCGGCAAGCCAUUAUCUACCACAACCAGACCAAACACUCCCUCACCUCCGGCUAUGCUCGCGGCCCUCGCGGCCUUGAUUGGGCCAAUCAACCCAACCCUUUCCUUCGCUUUCUCUCCUCCCCACUACUACCCCUCCUCCACCUCUCCCCUCAGCCCGGCGACUCCCCUUCAUACUACUCCCUCUUUUCACACUCUCCCCCCGCCCCACCGCAGCCCCUCUCUCACUCCACCCUCUCCCGCCUCCUUUACGACUCUCUCUCCCUCUCAGCUUGGAAGACCACCGGCUUCUCUACCUGGUCCCUCCGCGUUAACCCUAGCAGCGGCAACCUCCACCCCACCGAGGCACACGUCCUCUGCCCUCCUCUCCCCCCUCUCUCCACCGAGCCCUUCCUCGCUCACUACUCGCCCAAAGACCACACCCUCGAGCUCCGUGCUUACGUGCCUUCGGACCAUGCCCCCAUUCCCGAUGGCGAAUCUUUCUUUUUUCUCGCUCUCUCCUCCAUCUUCUGGCGCGAGGCCUGGAAGUACGGCGAGCGCGCCUUCCGCUACUGCAAUCACGACAUUGGCCACGCGAUCGCCGCUGUAGCGAUUGCCGCCGCUUCGCUCGGAUGGGACGUCCGCCUGCUCGACGGCCUCGGCCAUGACGAUCUCCAUUGCUUUCUUGGUCUGGAUUCUGCAAAUCCUUCUUCGCCUCAACAGCUUCCUGAUCGUCCAGUUCGAGGUCGCUUCCCCUGGAUUGAAUCCCAGCACCCGGACUGCGUACUCGUCAUCUUCCCUUUUGGCAGGCCGCCUGCUAUUGAGUAUCAAUCCCUCAGCGCCGCCUUCUCCGGCUUCUCCUCUCUCAAGUGGAUGGGAAAACCUAAUUCGCUUAGCAAGGACCAUGUAUACUGGGACAUCAUUUACCGCACCGCCGAGGCAGUGAAGAAACCGAUCACGGCUGGCGAGGGCUUCUCUGUCAACCCAUUACAUCCCAGCGCCCUGAUAUCAGAGAAUUUGUAUAAGAAAAUUUCUGUGCGGGAACUUGUUAGGAAGCGUAGGAGUGCUGUGGAUAUGGAUGGAGUUCAGGUUAUGGAACGAAACACUUUUUACCAGAUUCUUUUGCAUUGUCUUCCAUCGGGGCAGUUGGGGCCUGGGGAGAAGCAGGGCAAGCAGUUUGCUCUGCCCUUUAGGACUAUGACUUGGGAUGCGGAAGUUCAUGCUGUAUUGUUUGUUCAUAGGGUCAAGGAUCUGCUGCCUGGACUAUUUUUCUUGGUUAGGAAUGAAGAGCAUUUUGAUAGACUGAAGAUGGCAAUGAACUCGGAGUUUGAGUGGGAAAGACCAGAGGGCUGCCCAGAUGGCUUACCUUUGUACAGGCUUGCAACAGGAGACUGUGUUGAACUUGCCAAACAACUGUCUUGUCAUCAGGAUAUUGCAGCAGAUGGGUGUUUUAGCCUCGGCAUGGUUGCUCAUUUUGAACCAGUUUUACGUGAAAAAAAUGCGUGGAUGUAUCCUCGUCUAUUCUGGGAAACAGGAGUUCUUGGUCAGAUUUUGUAUCUUGAAGCUCAUGCAGUUGGCAUAUCAGCCACUGGAAUUGGAUGCUACUUUGACGAUGACGUUCACCGGGUUCUUGGCUUGAAGGGAUUGGAGUUCCAGAGCCUCUAUCAUUUUACCAUUGGAAGUCCAGUAUUAGAUAAGCGAAUAAUGAGCCUUCCUGCUUAUCCUGGUCCAGGAAUUGAUGCAUGAUCUCAAAUGGCAAGCUUUCUUUCUUAAUGCUAUCCUGACCGUCCAU
This is a messenger RNA of Phalaenopsis equestris, 1988 nucleotides long. RefSeq lists its product as uncharacterized. The transcript has 3 exons. Gene Ontology annotation, molecular function: oxidoreductase activity. NCBI's taxonomy places the organism in Eukaryota, Viridiplantae, Streptophyta, Magnoliopsida, Asparagales, Orchidaceae. The record is from RefSeq and is a predicted model, not a curated record. Bases 53 to 1942 code for a protein of 629 amino acids.